Herpailurus yagouaroundi (jaguarundi) is the source of this 2092-nucleotide messenger RNA. RefSeq names its product olfactory receptor family 51 subfamily D member 1 (gene OR51D1). Gene Ontology annotation, biological process: G protein-coupled receptor signaling pathway. The transcript has a single exon. Lineage: Eukaryota; Metazoa; Chordata; Mammalia; Carnivora; Felidae. Gene Ontology annotation, cellular component: plasma membrane. Gene Ontology annotation, molecular function: olfactory receptor activity; G protein-coupled receptor activity. The coding region runs from base 450 to 1520 and encodes 356 amino acids. The record is from RefSeq and is a predicted model, not a curated record.
AUCGUCUUCUCAAUAACUGAUUCAGAUGAGUCUAUCAGGGAAGUUUGAGAAAUGCUCCUCAGGCCUAAACACAAGUCUGUCUCUUGAAGCCAGUACCAGACUGAACCCCUGCUUUCUGCCAUAAAUCAGACUAGGGUGGGUCUUAAAGGCAACUGCAGGCUAAGCCUCACACUCUGGACCCAAACCAACCGUAACCUCAGGUGCACUAGAAGAGCUAGGGUCAGUGUGGAACCUUCUGGGCAGGUCUGCUGUGUUGGAGAAGUAGUUAAGAGCAGUGUCCCAGUCCACAGCUUCGGCUCUGGCAAAGAAGAGCUGUUGCAUGUUUUCUGAGUGGGCCGUCACACACUGACACUAAUGGGAUCUCCAGGGAAGUGAGUAUAAAGAGAAUCAGAGCACAGAGAGGCUGGAGUUCAGAAUUGCAAGUAUUUAAUCUUCUGUUUGCUACCAUCAUGACUCCAGUGCCCUUCCUUGUAAGUCCUUUCUCUCCUCUGAGUUAUGACUUAAUGCUGUUUCUUCUUUUCCCUGAUGUAGACCUUGGACCUGGCAUGCAGAAGCCUCAGCUCUUGGUUCCUGUCAUGGCCACUCCAAAUGGAACUCUGGUCCAUCCAGCAUACUUCCUGCUGGUGGGAAUCCCUGGCCUGGGGCCUGACAUACACUUUUGGCUGGCUUUCCCCCUGUGCUUUAUGUAUGCCAUGGCCACCCUGGGAAACCUGGCCAUUGUCCUCAUCAUCCGUGUGGAAAGGAAUCUGCAUGAGCCCAUGUACCUCUUCCUGGCCAUGCUUUCCACUAUUGACCUAGUCCUGUCUUCUGUCACCAUGCCCAAGAUGGCCAGCCUCUUCCUGACAGGCAUCCAGGAGAUAGGAUUCAAUGUUUGUCUGGCCCAGAUGUUCCUUAUCCAUGCUCUGUCAGCCAUGGAGUCAGCUGUCCUGCUGGCUAUGGCUUUUGACCGCUUUGUGGCCAUCUGUCAUCCACUGCGGCAUGCUUCUAUGCUCACAGGGCCUACUGUGGCCAAGAUUGGACUAGCUGCCCUGACCAGGGGAUUUGUUUUCUUCUUCCCUCUGCCCUUCAUCCUGAAGCGGUUGUCAUACUGCCAAACACAUAUGGUCACACACUCCUUCUGUCUGCACCAAGAUAUUAUGAAGUUGUCCUGUUCUGACACCAGGGUCAAUGUAGUAUAUGGACUCUUCAUUAUCCUCUCAGUCAUGGGUGUGGACUCCCUCUUCAUUGGCUUCUCCUACAUUCUUAUCCUGAAGACUGUGUUGGAGCUGGCUUCUCAGGGGGCAGCACUCAAGGCUUUCAAUACCUGCAUCUCCCAUCUCUGUGCUGUCCUGGUCUUCUAUGUGCCCCUCAUUGGGCUCUCAGUGGUGCACAGGCUGGGGGGCCCUACCUCCCUGCUCCAUGUGAUUAUGGCUAAUAUCUAUUUGCUACUACCACCUGUGGUCAACCCUGUUGUCUAUGGAGCCAAAACCAAGGAGAUCCGUUCACGGGUCCUCCAUAUGUUCUCACAGGGUGGCAGGUGAGCAGAAUAACCUCCUUAGGGCCUUCAAUCCCUGCCAAAUCUGGGAGGAUUAGGAUCUUGUUGAAUGUCUCCGUGAUUGGAGCAUCCAACCCAUCGGGCUGUCAGCUUCUAGAUAUCUAACUAGAUCUUGGAUUCCUGUUUCCAGGAAAUGUGUUGAUUCAGAAGUGUGGUUCUGAGGAAGUUUUGUUCAGGCCGAAGAAGCAUCCCCAAGCAAAGGGUGCUCCUUGGAAGACUCUGACAUUGGCAGGAAUGAGUCAGUACUAAGUCAUUUGUUGGGGGUAGCCUGGACAAGUGUGACCUUUCUGCUGACAUGGUGGUAGAGCCAGAGAGGCAGCAGCUGGCACUGUUAAUCAGCUGUGCCCCCAGCAGCAGGCUUUUGUGAAGGAGAUUUGAACGUCACACCUCCAUGGCUGCCAUAGCAUCUGACCUUGGACAUUUCAACCAUGUAAGACCUGUGGUACAGGAACUUAGGUGUUUUCUGCCUCCAGCCCUCAGCUGUAUUUAGUUUAAUGUUUAAUAGUUUAGCGAUGUGUAAUUGAUAUACAAUAAAUGGCACACAUUUAAAGUAUACGG